ACCGAACUGCAGAGAAGGUUACACGCCGGUGGGAUAUCAGGCAGUCCAACUUCGAUUUCUUUCUUACAUCUGAAUCACGUGCAUUGCACGUGGAGACCGGUGGGAGGAAUAAGACUUACAUCUGGAAAAACCCUAAACCCUAAAAUCUGUUUGGAAGCAAAUGGAGAAUGGUAACCUGCUCGAUCAAGCACUGGGAGGAGGUCUCAUCGAAGACGCUUCUUCUGCUAGUCGGAGCGGCGGCGGCCGAGUGCUUCUCAUCGAGGACUGCGUCGAGACCAGCGCCGCCUUCGUGCUUCACCACCUCAUCAAGCGGACUCUCUCUCCUCCUCACUCCUCCGCCGCACUCAUCAUCUUUGCCGCCUUUGCGCAUCCUUUCUCUCACUACGAUCGCAUUCUACGUAAAAUGGGUUGCAAUUUAGCUGUUCAAAGGGAUAAUAAGAGGUUCGUUUUCCUCGAUAUGCUUACAUUCGAAUGUCCAGAUGGAGAUGGAGGUGGAACUUUUGAAGGUGGACUUGUUGAAUUGUAUGGAAAGAUCCAGAAAGCUGUGGAGGUUAGCAUCGUAAAUGGUGGAAGUAGGAGCAUCAGUAUUAUGAUUGAUGAUAUUUCGCUUCUGGAGGUUGCUGCUAAAGGGUCUUCAAAUCACGUGUUAGACUUUCUGCAUUACUGUCACACUUUAACAACUGAAAUUGGUUGUUCACUAGCUGUUCUUAAUCAUGAGGAUAUAUAUUCAAGAAUGGAGAGACCUAAUCUUAUUUUACAAAUGGAGUACCUUGCAGAAGUUAUCAUAAAGGUAGAGCCUUUGGCCACUGGUUUGGCAACUGAUGUGCAUGGACAGUUGACAGUAAUGAACAAGAGAAAUUUUGAUGGGCCCUUACGGAAGAAGUCUAACUUCCACUUCAGGGUCAAGGAAAAUAAUGUCGAAUACUUCUAUCCGGGGAGUCGGACUUGAAGAUAUCUUGGAGAAUUCAUUGUUGAUAUUCAACUCUCCUGACUCCACUUACUUUUCGGACAUUGAGACUUUUACGCAUGUAAGCUUUAGUUAACUAUUAGAAGCAUCAUUUGACAAAAUGAGAAUUUAAAUAUCAUUGCUUAUCAACGCUUGAGUUUUGAAUAGGUUGGAGAAUAUUAAUGCCUCUGGUUUAUCUUUGUUUAUAAAAGCUAUUGGUUUCCA
Molecule: messenger RNA, 1171 nt
Organism: Rhododendron vialii
Lineage: Eukaryota; Viridiplantae; Streptophyta; Magnoliopsida; Ericales; Ericaceae
Product: elongator complex protein 6
Exons: 5
Coding region: 161-949 (262 amino acids)
Biological process (GO): tRNA wobble uridine modification
Cellular component (GO): elongator holoenzyme complex
Source: RefSeq, a predicted model, not a curated record